Molecule: messenger RNA, 5491 nt
Organism: Saccostrea echinata
Lineage: Eukaryota; Metazoa; Mollusca; Bivalvia; Ostreida; Ostreidae
Product: rho GTPase-activating protein 26-like
Exons: 27
Coding region: 97-2616 (839 amino acids)
Biological process (GO): signal transduction
Cellular component (GO): cytoplasm
Molecular function (GO): protein binding; GTPase activator activity
Source: RefSeq, a predicted model, not a curated record
CGAUUCUUUAACAUAAACAGGAAAUCGCCCGAAAAUAGAUUAGGGGGCCUGUCAAAUAUUGUCAGUUUGCAACAACAUUGGACGACAAAUGAAAUAAUGGGUCUGGAGCCUUUAGAAUUUGCUGAAUGCUUGACAGACAGUCCUUCGUUCAGAGAAAAAUUACAUGAUCACGAAAAAGAGCUUGAUAGGACCAAUAAGGCCAUCAAAUCUCUGGUCAAUGAUGGCAAGGAGCUUGUCAAUGCAGCCAAACAAAUGGGUAAAGCAUGGCAAAGUUUUGCACAGAAAAUGAUGGAUUUUAAAUUUGAAUGCAUUGGAGAAAAACUGACAGAUGAUGAAGAAAAAAUAGCUGGUUCCUUAAAGGAGUUUGGGAAGCUGAUAUUGAGAGUUGAAGAGGAGAGAGAUAGAAUGUUGUCAAAGGUGACAGACUUCUUCCAGCAACUAGACAAAUUCAGGAAGGAACAGAUAGGUUCAGUCAAGGAGGAGAAGAAAGCAUUUGAUAGACAUACAGCAAAAAUCUGCCAGUCAUUAGAGAGAUAUCUUAACCUUAAGUCCAAAAUGAAUGACAACACCCUUCAAGAGGCUGACGCAACUCUUGAGAUGGAAUUUCGGAGCUUUAGAGAAUGCUCCAUGAAAUAUGUCCUUAAAUUACAAGAGGUCCAAGAAAGAAAGAAAUUUGAUUUUGUAGAAACAAUUCUAGCCUUUAUGUAUAGUUUGUUCACAUUUUAUCACCAAGGUUUUGAUGCCAGUAAUGAGCUCAAAGAGUCUUCUAUGCAUCUCCAGAAAAUCCUUCAGAAGACACGGGAGAGUUUUGAAAGUCAAAAGGAGUACACAGAGACUUUGAUGUUUAAGAUGUUGGACAAUCGAAAACCUAGUGGAGUGACCCAGACAAACAAAGGCUGUACAAAGGAGGGAUAUCUGUACCUAAUGGAGAAAAAGGUGAUGGGAACAACCUGGACCAAAUAUUACUGCUGGUACAAAAAAGAAGGGAAGAUAUUUCAUAUGAUGCCAUACAAUCAAGUCACUGGAAAACUGAGCCAACCAGUUACAGAAAAGUUUACACUGAAAUCUUGUGUAAGACGAGCUUCCCAAACUAUUGACAAAAGGUUCUGUUUUGACAUUACUGUGGAUGGAAGGCCUGACAUGCUGACAUUUCAGGCACUGUCUGAUGAUGACAGGAAGCUGUGGAUGGAUGCUAUGGAUGGCCGGGAACCAGUUUAUACCACACCAAACACUUCAUCAGAGGACUCUUCAUUAGAUGACAUAGGAUUUUCUUUUAUUAAAAGAUGUAUAGCCGCUGUGGAAUCUAGAGGACUACAAGAGCAAGGCCUUUAUAGAUUGGUUGGAGUGAACUCAAAAGUAAACAAGCUUAUGUCGCAAGGCUUAGAUCCAAAGAAAAGAGACAAAAUUGAUAUUUGUGACCCAAACCAGUUUGAAAUUAAGACUAUAACAAGUGCUGUUAAAAAUUAUCUUAGAUCACUGCCAGAACCAUUAAUGACUUUCAAACUACACAAACCAUUGAUACAGGCUGCCAAACGAGAGUCAAAAACUUUGCGUAUCCAUGACCUCCACACCUUAAUCCACAGACUGCCACAGGCAAACUUUGAAAUGCUCGACAUUUUGAUUGACCAUUUAAGGAAAAUAGCAGAGUUCCAGGAUAAGAAUUUGAUGACUGUAGCUAACCUUGGGGUUUGUUUUGGUCCUACACUAAUGAGGGCAGAGGAAGAAUCUGUGGCGGCCAUUAUGGACAUUAAGUUCCUCAACAUCAUUGUAGAGAUUCUCAUCAACAAUUAUGAAAGAAUUUUCAAGACCCCACCAGAAGAUGCGGAUCCCAGUGAGAUCCGCUGUGCUCUCCCUAGUGCCUCAGUGACUGAUAAAUUUACUCCCGGGGUCAACCACACCUCAUUAGAUGUAUCUAGUCAAAGCCAGCAGCCCCUCUACAUAAACAAAGCCCCUCCUGUUCCCAGUGUCCCCACCACCUAUGUUCAGAAACCCAAACUCAGAUCAGUGGACAUUUACAAUCCUGAUACCAAAAGUUUUGAGACUCAUGGAAGUAGUAGUGACAGUUCCGAGUCCCUGAACUCGAGCCUGUCUAACAGUGCCUCAGCAAUGUCAUCCCCCCUUCCGCAGUUUGAUAGUCAUAAGAAACACCCUGCUCCAGCGAUCCCUGGAAACACUCAGUACAGCAAUGUAUCUGGAUUAGCAAACAAGUUUAUGAAUGACAUUUCAGGAUCAGAGGUUCCUACUUUUGACCAGUCACUACGCAGAUCUCUGUGGAUUUCAUCCAAAACCAAAAUGUUUGAGAGUGGAAGCAUCAAGAAACGUGGGUCCAAUGAUUCUUCCUAUGCAGCAUCAAUGACUUCCUCUGCUCCCAGUAUGACCAGUAGUCUGUCAGGUAGCUUACCAGUAGUAGGAAACUCCAACAAUGUCAACAAAACCAAAAAGAGGACAGCUAGAACACUUUACCAGUGCUUGGCUGACAAUGAAUCAGAACUGUCUUUUGAGCCAAAUGUCAUCAUCCAGAAUGUGAGAGAAUCCAAGGAGCCAGGCUGGUUGGAGGGGUCAUUAAAUGGGAAGCGGGGAUUGAUCCCUGAGAACUAUGUAGAGUUUGUAGACUGACCCAGCCCCCACAGUGGCCUUAAUUUCUGACCACCAGGAUGUCACCCCCAAGAGAUAUAAACAUCUGUACAUACUCAUCUACAUCAUAUUGUCAUGGAUUUCUCAAGUUGUGAUUCACUAUGCUGGACAUGGUGGGAGUUAGAAAGGGGAAUAACUUUGGGUCAUGUGAUCAGUCACAUGACUGAAGGCCACUGUUUUAAGUGUUGACUUACAGAAAAUGAAUGCAAUAGUCAGUGUGAUGUAUAGUAGUUAAUAUUUUGUUUAUUUACUUGGAUUUCAAACCAUAACUUUUACAUGUCCAUAUGAUGAUGUAUAUAAAUUGUUAGGAACAAGAUUUUUUUAGUAAUAUGUAAAUUGUUUGGUAAUUACUUGUACUCUAAACAAUCUUUGUCACAAGGAUUGUAUUUAAGUAUGGUUUGUUUUAAUUUUGAUUACAGAUAAGAAGGUUAGUUAAUUUCAAAGAUGAGGGCCAACUUUGCAGCCAACUUAGUUUUUCAAGGAUUAAAAAUUUCUGUCUCACUGAGUUAACAUUCCUAGUGUUUACAUUGUAAUGUUUAUGCUAUGUUUACACUGUAAUCUUUACACUCUGCUUACCGUUUACACUUGUUUCACUCUGUUGCCUCUACACUAUGUCUAAAUUGUCAAGCUUUCUGUAUGUUCACCAUUUAUUGUUUACACCUAAAACUGUUUAAUACAUGUAGCUUGUUUGAUCAUAUUUUAUUUCAUUUCAGCACCUAGUAUUCCUCUUACAUGUGUUAAUAAUGAAACUUGGCUUAAAACAGUAUUAUUAUCAUAUAUUUGAUGGAAAAUCCUGAUAGGUUUAGAGACUUAGUAUUCUAGAAUAUUUAGUUUUAAGAGAUGCAUUACUUCUUUUUAAAGUUACUGUAGGAAUUAUGAAUAUAUACUACAACAUAUUUUACAUAUGAACAAAGAGAAAAAUAACAAUUUUAAAAGUAAUUUAAUAGUACCUAAAUUAUUUAGUUAAUUCCAGGAUUUUGUAUGCUUACAAAAUUCAGAAGUAUCAUAAUUGUUUUUUAAUUUGUAAGUCUGUAACUUUAACCUUGAUCCUGCAUUUUGUUCCUUGUUUCUUAUCAGGGCAAUGCUUUAUUUGGAGAUCCAAAUAAAAUUUUCCUAAAUAUAAUUUAUUAAAUAGACAUUAACUAAAUAUGAGUUUCACAAAGACUUUCCUCUGAACACCCAAACAAGAUAAAAAUGUUGCUGUUUUAGUGGUUUUUGGUUGAAUUUCUGCUUAAUGCAGCUUUAGAUUCUUUGUUGUUUAUUUAAAGAUCAUUAAGUUUCAUGGUUGUUUUCAAAUGUUGGUAUACUGCUUUCUUACUGUCAGUGGAAGUAUUUUUUACCGUUCUUUCCACACACAAACACACACACACACUAGGAAAUAGAGAGUGCAGUGUUGCUUUCAGUGUCUGUUAAAUGAGGGUGCAGACCAAAUGCUGAUAAAGCACAGGUCAAAAUUUCAUAUUUGGCAAAGAUCAAAUUUCAGAUAUGAAUUUGCCACCAUUGGGGGCAUUGCAGUUGCAAACUCCCUUGUAAUUAAUAGCAUAAUUUUUUUUCUCUGUUUUUACUGUAUAUACCUUGUACUUAGUUGCAUAUGUGUGCAUUGCAUUGGAAAUGAUUUAACUUCUGUCUCUGAUAAUAAAAAUGCUCAGAAGCAUUUAUAGUCUUUGGCUGAAGACGAUAUAAAAUCUAUGCAUUCAAUUUUGUACUUUGUGUUUAUAGAUAGGAUAUGGUUUCAAUGCCCUGCUUAAAUUAGUCAGAUCCAGUAGAUAUAAUUCAGUGUUAUGUUGCUUCUCUUGUAUAAUGUAAUUAAUUCCCCUCUAUGAUACAGACACUUGAUAAUUCUGUCAGUGAUAUUUUAAGUAGCAGGUAAUCUGUUUCAGUAAACCAAACAUUGAAUAAGUAUUUCUUUUUCUCUUUGGUAUAAAAAUUGAAAAGUACAUGCAGUAGAUAUUUUUAAGGGAAUAUUUUUCAUUAUUAUCAGUUUAUAAAAAGUGUGAUGUAAUUGUUGAUAUUAUGGAGAUUUUGAUCAUAUGUGUAGGAAUUACUUAUUGAAUGCUGAUAUAUGUAGUAAUCUCUGUUUAAUACCUAUAGUAAUGUAGUAACAUGUGAAUUAAUUAACCUAAAAAUGCAACUUGCUAUAAAUAUUAAGUCUCUUUUUUUUUUUUAUAAACAUCACAUAUAUUUUAUUGACUAGUUCAUAUAAAAUUUUACAGCAUUCAUUCCUGACUUUAACCAAUCUAUUACAGCUAUUUUUGUCAUAUUUGUAAUUUAUUUGAUAUAUUUCCUCAGGUUGAGUUUUUUUUUUUUUUUUUGACAGACAUUAUUUAUUGUGGUGGAGUGAACAAAUUCCAGGGUCCUUAUGUGCAAUGUUCUGCUUCAUUGUGUAUCUAUAUAUAUAUAUAGCUUGCCAUCCUAUGUCUGGUGUUUUAUGAAUUUGUCUUUAACUGUAAAAUUAAUGUCAUCUGAGAUCAAGUCUUGUAAGUAUGGAAUGAAAUGUGACUUAGAGGUGUUUGUAUACGACUUUAAGCAUGCCCAUAUUUGAACAUCUACUUAAUUCUGUACAUCAGAUGGAGAGGGGUGUGAUUUAUAGAAAGUUCUGUGUAAAAUAGAGAGUGACUUCUCUGUCCAAUACCCAAAACUUUAACAGAAAAAUUCAUUCAAAACAUGGAGAUGGGGAUGUGUAUGGAUUUGUACACUGCGUGACUAACCUUGUGGUCUGUUGAAGGACUUGAUUUUAUUAUGUGACUGUGUAUUGUUACUGUUAUAUUUUGUGUGUACUGUGGGACUUCACUAUGUGAUGAGAUUUCACAGAGUAGGAGCAAUAUUCUGACAAAAAUAAACAUGUACAAACAGAGCA